This is a messenger RNA of Neltuma alba, 2344 nucleotides long. RefSeq names its product cysteine-rich receptor-like protein kinase 10. Lineage: Eukaryota; Viridiplantae; Streptophyta; Magnoliopsida; Fabales; Fabaceae. Gene Ontology annotation, biological process: protein phosphorylation. The record is from RefSeq and is a predicted model, not a curated record. Bases 80 to 2083 code for a protein of 667 amino acids. Gene Ontology annotation, molecular function: protein serine/threonine kinase activity; ATP binding. Gene Ontology annotation, cellular component: plasma membrane. The transcript has 7 exons.
GAGCUAAAUUAUUACCAAUCAAACCGAUAGAUCUUUGUUGUGACCCUCAUAUCAAGGUUUCACAACUAUUCAUUCCUUCAUGACAACCAUUAUUUCAAUCGCUUUGCUUUCUUUCUUUUCUCAUUUCAUCGUUCUCACUACAGCCCAGCAAGACUUCAUAUACCAUUUGUGUUACAACGAUGUUGGUAACUACACAAGCACGAGUUCCUACGACACAAACCUUAAAACCCUUCUUUCUAAUCUCACUUCGGACCCAAAAGUUGAUUAUGGCUAUUACACUUCCUCUGAAGGCCAAAAUCCUAAUAGGGUCAACGCUCUUGGACUGUGCAGAGCAGAUGUUAAGCCAGAUUCUUGUCGUACUUGCCUCAACAAUGCCACAAUCCUUCUACGAAAGCUAUGUCCAAAUCAAAAGGAAGCAUAUGGAUACAACGAUGGGUGCAUUUUACGAUACGCUAAUCGCUCCAUGUUUGGGAUAAACCAAGACUCAGAUUUUUCAAUCUUCAUGUGCAACCCUAGUAAUGCAACAGACAACUACAAUGAAGUGCUUGAUGGUCUGAUGCGAAGGCUGAGAGGCAAAGCCACCGCCGGCGACAGUCGCAGGAAGUUUGCUGCCGGUACGGUGGCGGCUUUGUUUCAAACUGUAUAUGGUUUUGCUCAGUGCAUGCCUGAUUUGGCUGAGCAAGAUUGUGAUGACUGCUUGGAGAAGGCAAUCUCGAGCAUUCCCAGAUUGUGUAACAACAGGAUCGGUGGACGGAUAAUCAAACUGAGUUGCAACGUUAGAUAUGAGAAUUAUCGCUUCUAUGAUGAUGUGGUUCUUGAUUCAUUAUCUUCAUCUCCUCCGGCUGCUUCACCAUCCAACACAUCUUCCUCACAAGGGAAUGGCCACAGUACAUCAAGAACAGUCAUAAUCGUGGCUGUGUCUAUCGGAGCUUUUGUCGCAAUUCUUAUUUUGAUUUGCAUCUAUUUUGUGGUUCGGAGAUCGAAGAAACCAAUUGAAACUGAUCAACCUGAAGCAGAGCAUGAUGAAAUUAAACCAAUUGAGUCACUGCAAUUCAAUUUCAACACUAUAAAGCUCGCCACAGAUAACUUCUCUAUUGCAAAUAAGCUUGGACAAGGAGGGUUUGGAUCAGUAUAUAAGGGCAAGCUUCCAAAUGGGCAAGAUAUUGCUGUUAAAAGGUUGUCCAUGGAUUCUGGCCAAGGAGAUUCAGAAUUUAAAAAUGAAGUGCUUUUGGUGGCUAAACUCCAACAUCGCAAUUUAGUGAGAUUAUUGGGCUUCUCCUUAGAAAAGAAAGAAAGGCUAUUGGCAUAUGAGUUUCUUCCCAAUAGAAGUCUUGAUUACUUAUUGUUUGAUUCAAAUCAACGUGUUCAUUUGAAUUGGAUAAUACGCUACAAAAUCAUAGGAGGCAUUGCUCGUGGCCUUCUUUAUCUUCAUGAAGAUUCAAGGUUACGUAUUAUUCAUCGAGAUCUAAAAGCAAGUAAUAUUCUUUUAGAUGAAGAGUUAAAUCCCAAAAUAUCAGAUUUUGGUAUGGCAAGACUAUUUGUUGUUGACCAAACUCAAAGCAAUACCAGCAGAAUUGUUGGAACUUAUGGAUAUAUGGCACCAGAAUAUGCAAUGCAUGGACAAUUCUCUAUCAAAUCAGAUGUUUUCAGUUUUGGCAUAUUGGUUCUAGAGAUUGUAAGUGGCAAAAAGAACAACAGUGUCUUUGAUGAAGAGAACGCCCAUGAUCUAUUAAGCUAUGCAUGGAAAAAUUGGAGAGAAGGCAUGGCUUUCAAUUUAGCGGAUCCUAUGUUAAAAAAUUGUUCAAGAAAUGAAAUAAUGAGAUGCAUCCAUAUUGGGUUAUUAUGUGUGCAAGAAAAUGUGGCUGAUAGGCCAACCAUGGCUUCAGUUGUAGUUAUGCUGAAUAGCUACUCUUCCUCUCUUCCCUUUCCUUCAAAGCCUCCACUUUUAAUAAACACCAGAGGUUCAUCAGAGAUACAUUUAAGGGAGUACAGUUCAGAAGCAACAAGAUCAAGCGAAGGAGGAAGUAACUCUAUGCAACAAUCAGUAAAUGAAGCAUCAAUUACUGAACCAUAUCCACGUUAGAUUUUUGUCUUGUAGUUGAAAUUCAUAAGCACUAAAAUGGGGACCUAAUAUAUGUAUAUUUCUUGAGCAUUAUGUGGAUAUUUGGCCAGUUUUGGAUCAAGGUGUAACUUUGCAAAACUAUUGGGCACAAAAGUGAAAUUAUUGACAAUUCCCUUAGUUUUUUUUUUAAUAGCCGUGGUUUAAUUUUAAGUAGAUGACAUAAUUUCUUAAUUAGCCAUUGAUCUAUUUUGUGAAUAGAUAUAUUUCUUUCUAUUUUUUGUA